AUGACGGUGUCGAAGCGGCUCUCAGAGAAGAAGGUGGCAAAAUUCGAGAAGAACAUAACGAGAAGAGGCACCGGCGCCAGCGGUUCGUCUAAAAAUGGAUUCGAGCCAGCUCACAUUGUUCUCAUUCUCUUUGCAGUCUUGGUGGUCGCCUCUUUCAUAUUCCAAGUUGUGAGGAUGGCGAUUAGUGAUGGAGUUGGCGAAGAAAAUGAAGUUGGGUCGUAG
This is a messenger RNA of Striga hermonthica, 222 nucleotides long. The record is from the annotation of a GenBank genome assembly. NCBI's taxonomy places the organism in Eukaryota, Viridiplantae, Streptophyta, Magnoliopsida, Lamiales, Orobanchaceae.